Thalassophryne amazonica is the source of this 1301-nucleotide messenger RNA. RefSeq names its product zinc finger protein Pegasus-like. Gene Ontology annotation, biological process: regulation of transcription by RNA polymerase II. Gene Ontology annotation, molecular function: RNA polymerase II cis-regulatory region sequence-specific DNA binding; DNA-binding transcription factor activity. The record is from RefSeq and is a predicted model, not a curated record. Lineage: Eukaryota; Metazoa; Chordata; Actinopteri; Batrachoidiformes; Batrachoididae.
UAGACUGCAGCCAGAAUGGACUGGAUCAUUCCACAGUGGACAUGUCAUUGGAAGACAGCUCAGGGAUCCUGGUGGAUGGUUUUGAGAGGACAUAUGAUGGAAAGCUUAAGUGCCGCUACUGCAACUAUGCCACCAGAGGCACAGCACGACUCAUCGAGCACAUCCGCAUUCACACAGGAGAGAAACCUCACCGCUGCCACUUGUGCCCAUUUGCGUCAGCCUAUGAGCGCCACCUGGAGGCCCAUAUGCGAUCGCACACAGGCGAGAAGCCUUACAAGUGUGAGCUGUGCUCUUUCCGCUGCAGCGACCGCAGCAACCUGUCACACCACCGCCGGCGCCGACACAAACUGCUGCCCAUGAAAGGCGCUCGCUCACUCUCACAUAAGAAGAUGCUGAGUGUUCUGCAGAAGAAAGCAAGCUCACUGGGUUUUGGCCGCCGGCUCCUCAUUAACUUCACCCCUCCUAUGGCGGUGCACAAGCCAGACAAUGUCAGUGACUACUCCCACGACCUGUCCCACUUACGCCAGGAGCCCUAUGAUAAUCAGAGCCGAGCAAGUGAAGAUGGGAUCACCAAUAACCAGAACCACCACCAUCAUCAUCACGAUAUGGUUAUGGAUAACCCCUUGAACCAGCUGUCCACCUUGGCUGGCCAACUAGCCAGCCUGCCUUCAGAGUCUCAGGCCCAGACUCAACCUCCCAUGUCUCCAGGAGCCGAGUCUGUUGUUGAUGAGAAGCCUUUCCUAAUCCAGCAGCCUCACCCUGCCACCGCUUCUGUGGCCGUUACAGCCAGCAUGACCCAUGCGUCGUCCUCUUCCCCAACCACAGCAGAGCCCCGAGCUCCUCCCCACAGCAACUGCAGUCCUGGAGACGGGCCCUGCAGUGAGCACAGUGGGCACAUGAGUACUCCUAGUAUCUCAAACAGCCAGCCCAGUACGCCGGCCCCAGGCCUGUCCGCUCCACUCCAGGAUUCCCACAUGCUGCAUCACUGCCAGCACUGUGACAUCUACUUCCCCGACAACAUCCUCUACACAAUCCACAUGGGCUGCCACGGCUACGAGAAUCCUUUCCAGUGCAACAUUUGUGGCCACAAGUGCAAGAGCAAGUACGACUUUGCCUGCCACUUUGCCCGAGGGCAACACAAAUAAGGCACAAAUGAGGAAAACUUAGAAAGAAAAAAAACCUCUGACAGGACUGCUUUUUGUUUUACAGUGCGUCUUGUAAAGUAUUCACAGCGCUUCACUUUUUCCACAUUUUGUUAUAUUAGUGUUAUUCCAAAAUGGAUGAAAUUAAUUUUUUUCCCU